AGCGAUAAAUUAAAUUAUAAAAAACUUAAACCUUUCAAAAUUAUCAAAAAAAUUUUAUUAAUUAAUUUUAAAUUAAAACUCUUAAAUACGAUACGAUACUAUCCGGUUUUUUAUAUUUUACUCUUAAAGCCGGUACUUAAGGGCUUAUAUAUUAAAAAUCGUAUUAUUAUCGAACUUAAUAAACUAAAAUAUAAAAUUAAAUAA
This is a messenger RNA of Colletotrichum orchidophilum, 204 nucleotides long. RefSeq lists its product as uncharacterized. The record is from RefSeq and is a predicted model, not a curated record. The transcript has a single exon. NCBI's taxonomy places the organism in Eukaryota, Fungi, Ascomycota, Sordariomycetes, Glomerellales, Glomerellaceae. The annotation marks the transcript as partial.